AUGUCUGACAAGAAUUCGGGCCAGGGCCCGGCUGAUGGCCCUGCCAAUCUCCACGAGGGCGAGGCCGCCGGAACGUUUGACACUGCCGGUCUCCGCGAAGCUCUGGAUGCCAAAGGCUGGGUCCAGCCGACCCCCUAUGAUUACGAUGCCCUUGGUGCCAAGGCCCAGCAUGAAUGGGACAGCAAUGCGGCUGUCUAUGAAUGGGAUGGUGAGGAGGGCGAAAUUGGUCCUGAAUAUCCCGAUUUGGAGAAGACGCUCUUUGGUGAGCCGGGCAAUCGUGGAGGCCACGGCAUUGACUUCAGCAAGAUCGCCUCCAUCGAGCUCUUCCAGGAAGGCCCUGUCCGUGUCCAGCCCAUUGCCAAAUUCGAGGAUGCUGGCCUUCACCCGGCGAUGUUGAAGAACGUUCAGAUGGCUGGGUAUUCGACGCCCACUCCCAUUCAGCGCUACUGUCUCCCGGCCAUCCACCAAGGCUACGAUGUGAUUGCCAUUGCCCAGACCGGUUCGGGAAAGACUGCCGCUUAUCUGAUCCCGAUCCUCAACAAGCUCAUGGGAAAGGCCAAGAAGCUGGCAGCACCCCGCCCGGACCCGGCCAAAUUCCGUCCGGGCAUUGACCCCCCAAUCCGCGCUGAGCCCCUUGUGGUCAUUGUUUGCCCGACCCGCGAGCUGGCCGUCCAGAUCUUCAACGAAGCUCGGAAGUUCUGUUACCGUACCAUGCUUCGCCCCUGCGUGGUGUAUGGCGGCGGAACUCGGAAGGACCAGGCAGCGCAGCUCCAAAAGGGCUGUGAUGUCUUGAUCGCCACUCCUGGCCGCCUGGUUGACUUCAUGGAUUCUCCUAACACCUUGACGCUCCGUCGCCUGCGUUAUAUGGUCAUUGACGAGGCCGAUGAGAUGCUCCAGGAUGAUUGGAAGGACGAGUUCAACAAGAUUCUGUCUGGUGGUGAGCAGGAGGACGGUCACAUCAGCUACAUGCUCUUCUCUGCUACCUUCCCCAAGGCCGCUCGCGAAUUGGCCAAGACCCAUCUGGCCGAGACCCACGUCCGACUGCGUGUUGGUCGUGCUGGCAGCACGCACGGAAACAUCAAACAGACCAUCAUCUAUGUCGAUCCAUCCAGGAAGAAGGAUGCAUUGAGGGACCUCAUCCAUUCGCUUCCGCCCACGCGUACCAUCGUAUUCGUCAACAACAAGCGAACUGCGGACGAGCUGGAUGAUUUCUUGUUCAAUCUUGGAUUGCCGUGCACCGCAAUCCACUCGGACCGCACCCAGAAGGAGCGUGAGGCUGCCAUGCGCGCCUUCCGUGCUGGAACAUCCCCCAUCUUGAUUGCUACUGGAGUCUCGGCUCGCGGCAUCGACGUCCGCAAUGUGAUGCACGUCAUCAACUACGACCUCCCCUCCAUGUCGCAUGGAGGUAUUGAGGAGUACACUCAUCGCAUCGGUCGCACCGGACGCAUUGGCCAUCGCGGUCUCGCGUCGUCGUUCUACUCGGACCGUGAUGAGGCGAUUGCUUCGGUUCUCACUCGCACGCUGCUGGAGACGAACCAGGAGGUCCCCGACUUUCUGAAGCAGUAUGAGCCGGCCGGUGCAGCGGAGGGAAAUAUCAAGUUCGAGACCGAGUCCGAUUUUGAUGAAACUGAAGUACCUGGCAACCCGGAUGCUGAGCAGGAGGGCACUGGCGGCGAUGGCUGGGGUGCUGUGGCAUCCGAGCCCGAGGAGCAGCCCAACACUGCCUGGUAA
Canariomyces notabilis is the source of this 1731-nucleotide messenger RNA. Its product is annotated as DEAD-domain-containing protein. Lineage: Eukaryota; Fungi; Ascomycota; Sordariomycetes; Sordariales; Chaetomiaceae. The transcript is spliced from 5 exons. Bases 1 to 1731 code for a protein of 576 amino acids. The record is from RefSeq and is a predicted model, not a curated record. Gene Ontology annotation, molecular function: ATP binding; RNA helicase activity; RNA binding. Gene Ontology annotation, cellular component: nucleus.